Molecule: messenger RNA, 2034 nt
Organism: Macroventuria anomochaeta
Lineage: Eukaryota; Fungi; Ascomycota; Dothideomycetes; Pleosporales; Didymellaceae
Product: Sac2 family protein
Exons: 2
Coding region: 1-2034 (677 amino acids)
Biological process (GO): Golgi to vacuole transport; endocytic recycling; retrograde transport, endosome to Golgi
Cellular component (GO): GARP complex
Molecular function (GO): syntaxin binding
Source: RefSeq, a predicted model, not a curated record
AUGUGGGGACUAGACAGGCUAUCUCAGUAUUCGACGCCCACGGGCACGCCUCCUCCGCGACGCGACUCGUACUCGCCAGCUCCUCGAAGGGGUCAUCCAGGGCCGGGCCCUUUACCCAUGAGACCCGGUCUACAGCCUCGAACUUCGUCUCUAACACUCGUGUCACCAGGAGCUUCAAAUUUGAGCUUGCCUUCAACGGCACGUGGGCCGAAUGGCGCACCACUUCGCCGCCGUCCGACAGGGGGUAUUCCUCCCAACGUCCUAGACCCAGUACAGGUGCUGGCAUCUAUCAUGGGAGGACCACCGAGGAAGAUAAGUACGAAUGGCAAUGGCGAGACCAUACAGCACAAACCAGACGAGAUCGAGGUGGAUAUCGACUUUGGGGAGCUUAGCCUCCAGGACUUCGCAGAGGCCGACGUCCCUGAGCAGCGGCAGAACACGUCUGUACAUACAUAUAGCGCACAAUCAGUCGAAGAAUACGACAAGGAGAAAGACAAGUUUGAGGACUUGCACAAGUCUAUCAUAGCGUGUGACGAGGUGUUGAAGUCAGUGGAAACGUACCUUACAAAUUUUCAGGCAGAUCUCGAGGCAGUCUCGGCCGAGAUAGAGUCUCUGCAGAAUCGCUCGAUAGCACUGAACACCAAGCUCAAGAAUCGAAAGACAGUCGAGAAGCUGCUAGGCCCUGCAGUUCAAGAUAUCACCAUAUCGCCAGCAGUCGUGCGCAAGAUCGCAGAAGGGCCGGUAGACGAAGGCUUCGUGCGCGCUUUGGGAGAGAUCGAGAAACGUUCUAAGAUCAUCAACGCCAAAGCAAAAGAGCAGCCGGACUUGGGAGCCCUAUCUGAUAUCAAACCACUACUCGACAAUCUCACCAAUCGCGCUGUUGAACGAAUACGAGAUUACAUCGUUGCUCAGAUCAAGGCCAUCCGUUCGCCCUCGAUCAACGCACAGAUCAUACAGCAGCAGGCCUUCCUGAAGUACAAGGACUUGUACGCAUUCCUUGCGAAACAUCAACCAGAACUGGCCCAACAGAUCAGUCAGGCCUAUAUCUUCACAAUGCGCUGGUAUUACCUGGACCAUUUCACACGAUAUCGCACAGCCUUGGAAAAACUCAAAAUCCACGCAUUGGAUAGAUACGAUGUCCUCGGUGAGGAUCCUAACGUCAAGCGUGGUGGCAGCUUGCUUGGUCAAUCACGCAACACGCCUGUCACAUACGAUGCGUUUUCGCUUGGGCGACGCCGGGAUGCGUUGAAGAGUUCCUCGACAAAUGCACUUACGUCUCAUCUUGCAGAGGAAGAGAAGUCGGCACACUACCUCGAAGUUCCCUUUCGCAGUUUCAACCUGGCGCUGAUCGAUAACGCAUCGUUCGAGUACACCUUCCUCUCGACCUACUUCGCACCAUCACAGAACUUCCAUGCGAUAUCACGAACCUUCGCAGCGAUCUUCGAGCCUACAUUGGCAAUGAGCCAAACAUUGACGAAGCAACUCGUCGAGUCGACGACAGACACAUUGGGGAUACUGCUCUGUGUACGUCUGAACCAGCACUUCGCAUUCGAACUGCAAAGGAGAAAGGUGCCAUCACUGGACGGAUAUAUCAAUGCCACGAACAUGCUUCUAUGGCCACGCUUCCAGCAGAUACUCGAUAUGCAUUGCACCUCAUUGCAGAAGCUUACUGCGUCCUUACCAAAUCGCCCAAGCACAGGUGCAGCACUGCUUGGUGGUAGCUCAGCCAACGCAAACACUACGGCGCCAACUCCACUUACACAAAGAUUUGCCAACUUGCUGCACAGCAUACUGGCGCUCUCAUCAGAAGCUGGCGAUGAUGAGCCCGUGAGUGUGUCCGUUGGCAGGUUAAGGAGCGAAUUUGAGGCGUACCUAAACAAGUUUAGCAAGGCUGUCAGCGACGCUAGGAAGAAGGAAAGAUUUCUGUGCAACAAUUACAGUCUUGUUUGUACGAUAUUGGCGGAUGUAGAGGGAAGGCUCGGCGAUGAGAUGAAGGCGCAUUUCCAGAAGCUGCGAGAUACUCAUGACAAAUGA